Messenger RNA from Tyto alba (common barn owl), 1644 nucleotides. RefSeq names its product coiled-coil domain containing 25 (gene CCDC25). The coding region runs from base 112 to 735 and encodes 207 amino acids. The transcript has 9 exons. Lineage: Eukaryota; Metazoa; Chordata; Aves; Strigiformes; Tytonidae. The record is from RefSeq and is a predicted model, not a curated record.
CACGCGCAUGCGCCCUGCUCCUUCCCGACCGCCUGUCGCCAGGCGCUGCGGCAGCGGGAGCGCGGCCGCCGGUGCGGAGCCCCGGGUCGGGCGGGCCGAGGAGCUGCCGCCAUGGUGUUUUACUUCACCUCCACCGUUGUUCCUUCCGUUUACACCAUUUACAUGGGAAAAGAUAAGUACGAAAAUGAAGACCUAAUAAAGUAUGGCUGGCCUGAAGAUAUCUGGUUUCAUGUGGAUAAGCUCUCUUCUGCACAUGUGUACCUUCGGUUGCACAAGGGGCAGACGGUGGACGACAUUCCUAAAGAAGUUUUGAUAGACUGUGCCCAUCUAGUGAAGGCAAAUAGCAUUCAAGGUUGCAAGAUGAACAACGUCAACGUGGUGUACACGCCGUGGACGAACCUGAAGAAGACUGCCGACAUGGACGUGGGGCAGAUCGGCUUUCACAGGCAGAAGGAUGUGAAAAUGCUGACAGUGGAGAAGAAGGUGAACGAGAUCCUGAACCGGCUAGAGAAGACAAAAGUGGAGCGCUUCCCAGACCUGGCUGCUGAGAAGGAAGCCCGGGACAGAGAGGAGAGAAAUGAGAAAAAAGCCCAGAUCCAAGAGAUGAAGCGGAAGGAAAAAGAAGAGAUGAAGAAGAAGAAAGAGCUGGAAGAACUUCGGAGCUACUCGUCGUUAAUGAAGGCUGAGAACAUGUCCUCCAAUCAGGAUGGCAACGAUUCAGAUGACUUUAUGUAAAUAAAGUCUCUCCUCUCGAUCAUGAGGUGGUUUGGGAUGUCUUAAUGUGUCACCAUCGCUAAGAAUGCCAAAAAAAAAACAAAAACAAAAACCCAAAAACGCCCCAGAAAGCGAACUCUGACUCCCAUUUCUUCAGAACCUGGUUGGUUCUCUCAGCAGCCUGACCAGCGCUGUGCCACGGACAACUUCUGGAGGGAGAAGAUCUAUAUGUCUGCACGUACAUCUCUUUUUUUUUUUUUUUUUUUUUCGGGGACGUGGGCGGAAGGAAGCAGAAUUGACUUUCAGUUCUAUAAAGACAAUGCUAUUUAUUCUAGGGAAGGGCUUGGUGUAGCUUUUUUAACCCGCCGAGAUUUAAAGAAAAGAACCCAAAUCGUGCCCUGGCAGCGGGAGGGGGUUUGCCGUUAACUCGGCGCCUACACAAACCGCGACGCUGCCCACGGCAGGACUCCGUGCUGGCGGCGGUUGGCAAAGCUGGGAGGGGGAUCCCUCUGCUGGUUUUUUUUUUGGGGAGGGGUGCUCUGUAAAUUUGGCCAACCUCCCCAGCCCUCGCUGGCAGUAAAUCUGGCGGCUCCUCGUUAAACACAGAGCCACGGAUGAUGAAGACUGAGCUGGGCUUUUGCAGCCUGCGUGACCGCGGGCUGCAAUAUGUGCCUUUUAGCACAGAGUGAGAAUAACCCCACGGUUUAUUUUCUUUUUAAAUUGCAUUCGAUUCCCGGGCUCUUCCUUGCAAACCUUCUCCGGAGAGAGAAGUUUGGGAAGAAGAGUUGAAUUUUGCGCAGCCUGGCCAGGCCAGAGCUUUUUCCUGAGAGUUCUGUAAGGUUUCAGGGAUGAGUCUGUGCGAAACGGUCGCGAUAAUCCUUGCAGCACCUGUAUAUACGUCACGAUUAAAUUCAUACCGUGCUGGUAAAA